Molecule: messenger RNA, 474 nt
Organism: Drosophila nasuta
Lineage: Eukaryota; Metazoa; Arthropoda; Insecta; Diptera; Drosophilidae
Product: exocyst complex component 5-like
Exons: 1
Coding region: 1-474 (157 amino acids)
Source: RefSeq, a predicted model, not a curated record
AUGAACAAUGAACAAAUUGGUGUUUCAUCUAUAUCAUCAUCAACAUCCACCAGGACAACACCAGCACAGGACAUCAGCAGCAACAAUCACAGUGCGGCAACUGCACAGCUCAUCAAGGUCAAAUCAACAGGCAGCAGUAACAACAACAACAACGAUAUUGCAACAUUAGUGACAAAGAUCCAAGCGAUAAUACCGGAUACGCCCAUUGUGUCGAUUGCCGCUGGCACGUUGAGUGAAAGCACAACAACAACGACAUCGACUAAGACGACACCGACGCCCUAUUUCCAGGAGCAGUUAACCACCUUAAUGUCGCACAAUGUGAAGCUGGAGCAGCGUCCAGCCAAUGACAGCAGCAGCAGCAGUAGCAACAAUGCAGGUGCCGCAUUAGUUGGCAGCACCACAAAAAAGUGCAGUUGGCAGCACCCACAACGCAAGUGGCAGCACCGAAAACUCUACAGCAGCGGCUGCUGCUGA